Notodromas monacha is the source of this 756-nucleotide messenger RNA. Lineage: Eukaryota; Metazoa; Arthropoda; Ostracoda; Podocopida; Cyprididae. The record is from the annotation of a GenBank genome assembly.
AAGAAAGAAGCCCCGGAGGAUGAAGUAUUAGAGUCAAUUCAUCAACCAUGCAUCUUAAUAUUCGACUCGUUGCGGACGAGUAGCAAGAAUCCCUCUAGAAUCGUAGCAACUCUCAGGGACUAUCUGGCAGUGGAAUGGAAGCGGAAACACGGGGACGAUGAGAAACGGGUGUUUGAUAAGAAUACGAUUCGCGGCUAUUGCGUUCGCUGUCCGCAGCAGGAUAAUUUUAGCGAUUGCGGAGUUUACUUGCUUCAAUACGUUGAAAGCUUUUUCUGCGGAGAUGCGAAAGUGACGGACUUUCGAUUGCCGUUGAAACGAUUGGAAAACUGGUUCUCUGCGGAACUCAUGCGGAGGAAACGAAGGGAUAUUGCCGAGUUGUUCCUGCGACUGACUGAGGAGUCGAAUCCGAACGUUUUGGGCAUUUUGCCGAAGCUGGAAUUUGAUUGCGAUCAAUUUGAAACUGUUCGUCGGAUAAAUGAAGUAUCCAAUGUACGCAAGGAGGAAAACGGACCCGCUGGAACGGAAGUCGCCGGCGUUAAGACCGUCUCCGAGGGCCCCGCUGCGCCAGAGACGUCUAAACUCGGCGGCGAGAACGGAGAUGCCCUUGGGACGGACGACGGCUCGCGAAAGAAGCGGGGCUUUUCGAUUGCCAUCCCACGCGUCGCCUCUGUGCCUGGGUUUGACAAUUCCUUAUUGAAAAAGCGCAAGAUUGACGAGAUCUCACCAGUCACACGACCGGCGGAAGAUCAAUCCUCG